AUGGGGCCGGUUCCUCGGCUGGGAGAUGCGGAGGAACCGCGACUUGGUCGUCUCUGGAUGGAGGGGACCUUUACCCUUGCUGGGCCUAGGCUGAAUUGGGACACUAUGGUGGGAGUGCUCCGGCUAGUUUGGCUGGGUACACUCAGGUUCCUAGGUAAGGCUACGUUGGGAGCCUUGGGCCUGAUUCAUCUCCCAGUUACGCUUCAGUGUGCGGCAGUCAUGCUCGAGCUCGACAUUCUUAGCAUGAAGAUGGUCAUAUUUCUUGGACAUCUUGGUGACACUGGUGUGGAGGCUCUCCAGUUCUGCCUGGAGAUUGGCAUCUACUUAAGGUCUCCUUUGGGAGGUACCCCCAUGGGGGGUAUGGUGCUGAGUCCCGUGGUUAUCCUCAGUAGGCAUAAUUGA
This is a messenger RNA of Prunus armeniaca (apricot), 402 nucleotides long. The record is from the annotation of a GenBank genome assembly. NCBI's taxonomy places the organism in Eukaryota, Viridiplantae, Streptophyta, Magnoliopsida, Rosales, Rosaceae.